UAGUGACAAGAUGGCGAUGCCCAGCGAGCUGUCUCUCGAGGAGAUUCGGAAAUAUUUACUGGAAAACGGCGGCACCGCGCGAAACCACGAUGUCGUGAAGUAUUUCAAGAAAUUCCUAACGGAUCCGGAAACCCGAGUCGAGGCACGGAAUCGGUUCAAGGAGUACGUGAACACCCUGGCCACCAUAAAGAAUGAAGAGGGGGAGAAGUAUUUGGUCCUGAAGAAGAAGUACAGGCAAAUUGUCCUGGAGUUUUCGUCUCCGGAUGAGAUGGGAACUCCUCUCACAACACCGGACAUUGUCACUCCGGUCUCUCCGCUUCGAGCACCUCCGCCAUACCGGCCACCACCCCCGGCGCCUCUAAGUCCAACGGUAGGAAUCGACGUUGUUCCCGCGGAUUCUAAUGCAGAUUUUGCGCGCGAGGUAGCUGCGAUCGACGCGCGGAAAAAUGGUGUUCACGGUGUCGACGCAGGAUUUUCAACGUCGUCGCCCCCGGUGCCACCGCGUCGUAAAAGUCAGGAUAAGAUCAAGAUCGAGAACAAGGAGAACGUCGACAGAAACAGGGGAUCCGAGGCAGUCAUCAAGGAAGAUGAGGCUGUUACGGGGAAUCCUAGCUCAGCCGAGCAAUUAAGCUUCCGCGAGCGGAUGCAACGCUUCAACCGGAUGGCUAGCGAGACCGAUCUUCAUGGCAGACCUAAUGGCACUAUUACGCCCACUAAAAAGCGAUCUGACAAGGGUGCCGACGAGGAUGACAGCGCUUCCGUUGCCUCGCAACUGGACGGGAAGUCGCGGGAAUGGCUGGUGAGGGCGGCGCAGGGGGAUUACCAGGCGUUGGCGAAGCUGGCCGGGGAGGAGCCUCGCUUAACCGGGCUGAAGGAUCCGACGUCCGGCUAUACGGCUCUGCACUGGGCUGCAAAGCAUGGAGACGAGAAUAUCGUGAAGCUGAUCGCGGGCACGUACAAGGACUACAUCAAGAGUGUCAAUGAGACUACGAACGGGGGAUACACGCCGCUGCACAUCGCGAUGCAAUUCGAUCACGAGAACGUUUUCAACCUUCUAGUCCAAGUAUACGGUGCAAAUCAGGAUAUUCGCGACUACAGUGGAAAGAAAGCGAGACAAUAUCUGGUCUCGCAAGAGGCCGCCGUCAGUCAGGACACCUUCCGCAGGAUUACUGCUGCCGCUACGCACAGGCAAGUUCAGAAGCACACCUCUGCUAAAGUAGUAAAGCGCUUGUGUCGCAAGAUUAAAGUAGCCGCACCUUAAAAACGUAACGUAUGACUGUCACUUUCGUCGACGCUGACGUGAGUAUUCCAUGGAGAAUCCGCGGGUCCAUCUUCACCGGUUCUUUGGCACCGCGGCGGCCAUUUUGUUGUCGACGGGUUGUUGCACAAAUUAUGACGGAUUUUUCAACGAGAAUUCGUUCUACAGCGAAGAGAUUACUUGCACGGAGAUCGGACGUGGAAUCGUGUGUUAGAAAGAUUCGAAACAAUUUUAUUAAACGAUCUAGGAUCUCCAAUUCUUUGUUGAUCAUUUUUAAGCGACGAUAGAGUCUGGAACAUAUUUUCUUAGUGGAAAUGUAUAUCUGUAUCUCGAAGCGAAGAAAAUAAUUUAUUGGAAUCUAUGUUUUAAAGUAAGCGUACCAGGGUCUUCGUAUUUGGAUGUUUACAAACGAAAAAUUUGCGUAAUAAUUAAUUUUAAAUAAUAUACGUACAAUUGAAUCGUGAAUGCGAGAAAUUUCAAUAUUUUUAAGUAGCUUUACGAAUUAAUGUAUCAACGUCUGUGCAUUUUCGAUACGACAAGCUCUUUUCUUGCUUAUUAAAAUUGUUCAUUUUAAUAUCGAUGUAUGCUCUGAUCGUCGAUCGUCGAGAAUAUCGAUUUUUAGAAACAAAAGCUUGCAAAAUCCGUCCGCAACAAACCCGUUAUUUAUUCCGAUCGAUUCACGCACCACAGUGGACCCGUUCAUUCCCGAAGUUCCGAAGGGAAUUUUUGUAAUUCUUGUACUUGUAAUCGCUUGAUCAACACUAAAUUUCACGAACCAGUGCUCUUGUGACGUUCUCUGUGAUCGCGUCAAACUGUAUCGAUAUUGUGAUCGCGAAUAAGAAUUUUGAUCGUUCAGCUACAUGCGUGCCCCGUGCUUAAACUGCUAACGGAGAAAACGAUUUUAUCAAGAAGAAAGUAACGACUGUUCAUUCGAACGCAGAGUUUUAACUGUCGUUGUAACUGGAAUACGGCUGCGAGACAUACGCGAGAAAAAGAUUCUUCUUUCAUUCGAAUAAACGUUCUGAGCAAAUUUUAAACGGACUCGAAGUGGCAGUAGUACUUAAAGACUUUAGCCCCCUAGCACCGUAGAUGAUGCGAGCUAACCCUUAGCCGGCGAUGCGAACUAUCGUUCUUCUCGAUUUAUUAUUUACUAUAAAACGAUCUGAAUUUAAUCAGUAGUUUUCGCACUUUGUCUCUCGUAAUGAUUGAAAUCUUAAAUUGUGGUAUAUUUUCAUUGGCUUUAAUAAAUAGUUGAGCAAA
Messenger RNA from Megalopta genalis, 2518 nucleotides. The record is from RefSeq and is a predicted model, not a curated record. Lineage: Eukaryota; Metazoa; Arthropoda; Insecta; Hymenoptera; Halictidae.